This is a messenger RNA of Thlaspi arvense, 1360 nucleotides long. The record is from the annotation of a GenBank genome assembly. NCBI's taxonomy places the organism in Eukaryota, Viridiplantae, Streptophyta, Magnoliopsida, Brassicales, Brassicaceae.
AUGAUGUCUAGCAAAACAGGAAUCGACCAUAACAACAAAAUCGAAAGUGGGCCUGAGAAAACAGAAAAUGAAAUUCUCAUCGUCAUCACUCAUGCAAAAGCAGAUAAACCAGUGCAACCUUUCAGAAAGGAAAAAAUGGCUGAUGAUCAUCUACUUAAUGAAGCCAAAGUUGCUGCAAGGGGGGUUUUAGAUGAUUUCACCGAUAAUACAAUUGAAGCUCUUCAAGACUAUAUUGAUCAGGAGGAUGACAUCCCUGAACUUCAACAUGCUUUCCACCUCAUUGGAAGAAUACAAGCUGCACUCACCAGUCCACAGAAUUUUGGAGAGAUGAAUGAGGAAGGGACUGCUCUAUUGAACGCUGAAAGAAACGACGCAGUUCAAAGCCUAACUGCUUUUAGAGAUAAUACCAUUCCCAACAUUCGUGCCUAUAUCGAAAGGGAGACCAAUAUCCAGAAUCUCCAACAGCUUGUCCGUCAUCUAAAUGCCAUCGACGAUAAAGCCAAUCCUGCUGAGAUAAUAAUAACAAUGGAUCGUUUAUCCAACACUGAGUUUCUCAACAAAGCAUAUGCGACGGUGGAUGAUCCUUCAAAGGAUUCAGUAACCACGUGGAGCCAAGACGGCAAGAGCUUCAUCGUUUGGCACCCUGCAGAGUUUUGCAGAGUCUUGGGAACCCGCACCUUGUACAAAUUUCAGAUCUUUGGGUUUACUAAAAAGGAGUCGGGAGGAGGAAUAUCGGAAUUCAAAAGCCCUAAUUUCGUGAGAGGCGAGCCUGAGCUCUUGGAGAAGAUCUUGGAGCGACACGUGGAGAGGAAGAAGGCGUUUCGUGACGUGCAUGUUCAGCCAGUGCUCGAUCGACUGAAGAGCUGCGAGAACCAGGAGGAGAAGGAUUUGCGCUUUAGGGAGCAUAUGGAGGAACUCGAAAGGAAGAGAAAGGAGCAGAUCGAUAAGGAUUUUGCAGCUGAGAUUGAUGGUUUAAUGGCAGCCAUAGCGCGCGAGAGGGAGACAAGGGAAGUGGGACAAGAUGCUGAAGAUCCACUCAAGAAGAAGAGAAAGACUAGUCAAGAUCCACCUCAACCUUCACUACCUUGAUGAAAGUGAAACUUGCGUCUCUGUUUUAAUAAUAACUUCGAAAAAUGGGAUCAUUGUAGGUUUGAAUUUCUCUCAGUGUUUGACAGUUUGAUCUCUACUCUGCAUCAAUAAAUCUCUUCUCAAUGUGCUCUUGCGUGUAAAGAAGCUACAUUGAUUGAUUAUGAAUGACUUUCAUCAUCUGGAUCCGGUCGAGUUUAUGAGAAAGGUUUGUGUUUGAUUGUCCCCAUUUCAUACUCUCAGCUUAUAAAGAAAGGUCUCUACUUUUUUUUUU